AUGGCCAUCAAAUUUACUCUUCAUCGCAGAAUGUCUCACACUGCAGGAAAUAUGAAUGACAAACUGGAGAAGUUAGAAUCUCCUACCACAGGAGUUCCUAACCCUACCAUGGAGUACCCUACUUUAUAUCACUUACUUACAUUCUCUCAAGGUAACAUCACCAGUUACAAUCCAGCACAUGUUCCCUCUUCUCACAUUAUUACACCAGUACAUUUAGUUCCCCAGUCAAUUUGGAAAGACAUCCUGAAAGACAUUCAUUUGGUCUCCUUGUUGAUUGCCUUCCAAGACCUCAUAAAGAACUAGAAGUACUGCUACGGAGACUCAUAGUAGUUUUGAAAGCUCAGGACCCCUGACUGAACAAAACGGACUAUACCCGAAUUCAUUCUGGCCUUUUUGUCUAAAUAGAAACAUCUGUUACACGUCCCCACACUAUAGGGAAGACCUAUUUUACAUAAAUGGUGGACCUGGGGCACAAGUAUGGUGUUAUACAGUCUAUGAAACAUAGAAUGUGACGGCAGAGUAGAACCAUUCGGCCCAUCUAGUCUGCCCAAUUUUCUAAUUACUUUCAUUAGUCUCUGAUAUCUAGGAUAGCCUUAUGCCUAUCCCACACAUGCUUAAACUCCUUUACUGUGUUAACCUCUACCACUUCAGUUGGAAGUCUGUUCCAUACAUUCACUACCCUCUCAGUAAAGAAAAACCUGAUAUUAUUUUUAAACCUUUGCCCCUCUAAUUUAAGACUAUGUCUUUUUUAAAAAAAAAUAUACUCUCCUCCUCUACUGUAUUGAUUCCCUUUAUGUAUUUAAAUGUUUCUAUCAUAUACCACCUGUUUCACCAUUGUUCCAAGCUAUACAUUUAAAGACCAAAAACACUAAAACAAUCAUACCUCCCAAGCGUCAUGUAUCUGAUGGAGUUGGUGCUGGAGGGAAACUCAUAGGAUGCAGCUAUAAGAAAACACAUACUUUAUGCUAAUUUCUCUCUAACUAAUGCUUUCAUCUUUCAAGUAAAUCCAUAACCCCUAACAGCAGUGUCCAGUGAAGCCGGAAGUCAAUGGGCAGGGUAAAAGUGUGUGCCACUGGCGCGAAUCACGUGACAAGACCUGCCAAAAGGGGUAAACAUGCCCAAAAAGGGGGCAUGUUUGUCCAAAGAAUUGGAAGGUCAGCCUGGCAUGAAUGCAUGUCAGGCUGCCUGCCAAUCCUGCAGGCUGUCCAACUAAGGGCAUACUAUGCAAGCAGUACCUUGAGCUUGACAUAAAUGCGUCUAAUGAUGCACUCACUCCAUUCUUUCUAAGGACUGUCCCCUAGCACUCGCUGGUCCACUUGUCUCCUUAUCUUCUUACUAGCAGGCAGAAGUUCCUGGUAUUUAGUCUGAGACAGAGAAAAGGUGUCUGUAGUGAGUGUAGAAGAAAGGGGACAUGCCACAGUUUUAGAGAGACCAACGUCUGCAUUACCUAAACUAACUUUAAUGUCAGCCAGUGCACACAAGUUUUGUUCCCAUACAUCCCUCUUAAGCUUCCAAACUUAAAGGGACACUAUAGUCACCAGAACAAAUACAGCUUAUUGUAUUUGUUCUGGUAAGUAGAAUCAUUCCAUUCAGGCUUUUUGCAGUAAACACUGUCUUUUCAGAGAAAAUAACUCCACUGGCUGCUCCUUAGAUGGCUGCUAGAGGUGCUUCCUGGGGCAGUACUGCCUAGUGUGCAGCACUGCCAUUCAGUGUCUCCACCCUCUGCAUGCAGACACUGAACUUUCCUCAUAGAGAUGCAAUGAUUCAAUUUAUCUUUAUGAGGAGAUGCUGAUUGGCCAGGGCUAUGUUGGACUUGUGCUGGCUCUGCCCCUGAUCUGCCUAGGUGACAUUCUCAGCCAAUCCUAUGGGGAAGUAUUGUAAUUUGCUCAGACCACCACUUCUGAGCCAGCAGCUGCAGAAUUGAAUACAAGUAAUAUUUUACUAUAUUUAGGGAGGCAAGAAGGGGCCAGGGUGGUGGUUUUAACAUAAUAGGGUAAGAAAUACAUGAUUGUGUUUCUGACCCUAUAGUGCUCCUUUAAGCAAGAAUAUGUGAAGAGUAGUUAAGGUUGCCACCUGUAACGGACCGUUUUGCCCACAAGGGGUAAAAAACGUUUAGUAGAUCUUCCCCUUCCAGAUGCACAGGCACAGCUACUGCAGAACACCAAUCCUCCGAACAGGAAACCAUACGAAUGCUGUAAACAGACGAAUAGGAAAAACCAUACGAAUAGGUUUACACUCCUAGCAAUCAAACUGGAACAGCAUACAGUAAAUCCCCCCAAGAACGAGACAAAGCUCCGUGUUGAGGGUCAAGCAGUGAACAGACAGAGCUGUGGGUUUAUUGUGCUUAUGUACACAUUCUUACACAUUAGUACCACCCACAGGGUUUUGGAACACAAUCAAUAAACACAUACAAUACACUCAGACACUCCCACACAAAUUCCUCCCCUCUGCAUGUGAUUCAAUUACCUUACACAAUGGGUAAUGUAAUUUAGCACAAGCAGAAAAAUAAUUUUUUUCCACAUUAUUCAUAACUUGAAAAGUAUGCAUCACAUUCACAUAAAACAUACAUUUUCAGAAUCAGCAUACUCCAAAUACAAACAUACGUCAAAAUCAUACAAAUUGGUCCAGUGGUUCAAAAGAUAGAUCGUAGUCCUUUGUGACCACAGGAAGCAUGGCUUUUCUGCCCAAAACCAGUUCCACAGAGUCUUCUAUCCUGGAGAUAAUUGUGAAGUAAUCCAAUUAUCUCCAAAGACAGAGGCAAAACUCCAUUGAACACAUGGCAGCAAAAGACAAUAAAAUACAUAAAAACAUAUAACUGUGCAGCCAUUGCACAAAACAGGUACAUUCAACAUAUCCCCAGAUAGCUCAGAUCUGAGCGCACAUUAUUACUGAAUGGCGCUCAGAGCACACACAUACAGUUCAAUUGCCAUGGAGCCAAAGUCUUUCCCAUAGUCUUUCAUUAUACAAAUGGGCUCCAUGGCAUAGCUAUCUGGGUAACACUGCUCACAUAGGGAAAGUACCGAAAGACCCAGCUUUUGGGUCUUUGCAGGGGAAAAUCCAUCCUUUCAACAUGGGGCCAUAGUCACAGGGCAGGAGGCCGGCAAUCAGUCUUCUCCAAUGCCCAGUGGCGAGGCUAGUUCCGCCACACCACCUUUCUUGGAAAAAAAUACCAGCCUUAAUCAUUUGUAUAAUUAAUUAGUUAUGCGUGACAUCACAUGCUGUAAAUCACAAGGAGUGACAUCAGAGAAAAUCACCAACAAACUACUCACAGUUUGAUUCUGCUGUAUAGAUGGAUUGCUUCCAGUGUCUGCACAGUCAUGUGUCUCAUCCCACCAUGUUUCUGUUAUGCCUCUAGUUCCCCCAUUUUGUUAUAUAGGCUCCUUGCAUUAGUAAGCAUACAUUUAAUAUUAUCAUGAGUCAUUUGUACUUUUUGUGAAUUUUCAUUAAUAUGACAUACCUCCUCUGUUCUGAGAUUUCCCCUCCCCCCAUCUCCACACCCCUUAUAGUGAGCGAAAGCCCAUCUUCUUUCUAUCCUAUCUCCAUUUUCUAGAUUGCUUCUAGCCAUCCUUUCUGUGCGGUCUCUGCUCCCCAGCGCGCAGCUUAAUGAGACCGGGGCCAGAAUAUGACAUCAUAUUCCGUCCUCGGUCUCAUUAAGUAGCGCACGAGGGCGGGGGAGCAGAGACAGCACAGCCAGCUCCCUCCUGCGGCCGCCAGAAGAGCCAACUCCCCCUGCACACCCAGUUGUCUGCCCAGCCCCAGGUGCCGACGGCCCACCGGGAAAUUUCCCGGUAUCCCGGUGGGCCAGUUCGGCCCUGAGGGUGACUAAACAGAAGAUUAAUCUAGGGACCUAUAUAAAAUGUCCAUCUUCCAUCCCAAGUGAGGAUGACUACCGUCACAGGAAUGACAGGAGCUGUUGUGUAUGUUGGGAAAGAUAGGGACUGUAUGGUGGGCAUUGCAUACUGUUGUGGUUAUGGCACUUGAAGUGUUAUUUAACCCAGGGGUAGAUAACCUGGUCCCUACCACCCACUGUGCAGUUUGUGAUUUCAGGUGGGCGGUGGUGGGUUCUGCAGAAAAAACUCAGUGGGCCUCGAUGACAAUGGACCAAGGCCGGCAGGGGAGAUCCUUUCAUCUCCCCUGCUUGCCCAUGCAGAGCCAGUCUUGCUGUAAGCCCUCCUAGACUGGUGAGGAGAUCAAAGGUCUUCCUCACCAGUCCGCUGGCAUUUACUUCCAGCAGAGGAAGGGAAGAGCCUGGGUAGCUCUGUGUUCCGCCUGCAAGCAGGCUGGUUGGAGCGUUGCUGUGCACUACCAUGGCAACACUCCGAUACAGUAAUGUGCUCACAGAAGGACAGAAGAGUCAGCAAGCAGGCAGGCAGGCAUUAUGUCACCACUCCAUGGAAAAAGGUAAGAAGGUGGUAGGGGGAAACAUUAACAUAGAUUUUCACAUCUUACCCACCUACACACAGCGUCGACCCUAUGCACCACACACACACACACACUAUACCCCUCACAAACACACAGACUGCCCCCUCACACACACUAAACCACACACGCACACACCACCCCUCACAAAUAUACUGCACCCCUCACACCAGCUGCCACAUUACAAACUGCCCCUCUCACACACUGCACCUCUCACACACACACACACUACACCCUUCACAAAACACACACACACGCAAAAAAAGUAGAAUAUAAAAAAGGAAAAAUAGAUAAAUGUAAGUACAUAUUUUUACAAACAAAAAACCUCCUUUCUAUAAAAACAAAACAAAAAACAGACGCACUUGCGCUAUAAAAUUAGUUUCUGUGGCACUGGUGGGCGAUAAUACAAUUUUACCAUCAACAAAGAUACAGAAGUAGGCGGUAGGUAUUUAACCCCUUAAGGACCAAACUUUUGCAAUAAAAGGGAAUCAUGACUGUGGCAAACCUAGCCACUUGGACAAUAACUAGAGACUGGGCCUUUAAGGGUUGCCAAUAGGUCGGGCGAGAUAUGCGCUUUAUACUUAUGUAUAUGUUAAUGUAUUUUCUGUGUUACCUGUACUGCUGUUUCCGCCGAAUGCAAAUGGCGGUUUUGUAUGGGGAUUUUCCUUCGUUUCACGAACGGCACUUUAGAAAGCCGUUCGUGAACCGAACGCGAUACCCUCAAAUAGCCCACACACUUAGAGGCGUGUGGCGCUAGUUAACCGAUUGCAACAUUGUUGCAAUCGGUUAUUAGAGGCUCUCCUGGGUGGCCGUCGUUCGACUACCGACCAUGCGGCGGUCGGCCAUCUUGGAUCCCUUGUUCGUCAGCGGGUCCGUGUCGUCGAACGCAUACCAUUACCAAUGGUUAUUCGACGGCACGAACACCGCUGAGCCUCCCAGACGUUCGGGAGUUUCAGGACCAGGUUCACGAAAAGCAAUCGGUCCUUUUUGUAGGUUUUGGAAGAAAUGUGUUUUCUGUGCGGCGUUCGGUUAUUUUGGCUGGGAUCUGAGCGGCAAUCUCACGAAUGAUGCGCCCAGACCCCAGCUAACUACCGAACGUCCAUUCGUGUAAAUCCACCGUAUAUUUUAAAAGUUAUGUAUUUUUAUAUGAAUUGCCAGUUCUGCUGCACGAGGGGAUAAUCCCCUUUACGGUGCAUUCUGGGAGGAUGAUCCCUCUCGUGCAGCAGUGCCUGAUGGGAGAAAUAUGUUAUACUGUAAGUCCCCCAUGUAGUCCCCUCUGGGAGUGCCCCUGGGAAAGGACUCAGGAAACCCCUUGCAUGGGGACUUGUAUAAAUUGUCGUGCCGAUUAAAGGAUUGUCAGUUGACUCCCAAAACUGUGUCUCGUCCGGUUAUUGGGAGGUUGGGGAUAUUGCCUUGGUGUUUUCAGCGCUUGACUGUGGAUUCGUUUCUGGACCAGCGGAAUUCGUGGAUUUUAUAUUGGCGUUCCGCUACAAUUGGUGGCAAGCGACGGGAUCCAACUCUACAGCCGAAUACAGCGCAUUCGAAUGAAAGGAACUACCGAACGGAAAGGCAAUUCGUAUGAAACAAGCAGACGAAAGCGAUCAGUGAAUGGGGACUGAUUACACGGCGUUAAAGAGACAGACGCUAAAGGAACUGCUGGAGGCUAGAGGGAGAAGCGCUAGCAACAAAUCGAAGGCAGUACUGAUUGCAGAGCUAAUGGAGGGCGACCAGGCACACAGCAGUCCACCCCCACCUGCCAGAGAGGAAACACCAUACCAGAGGGAACUGAGAACCCGGCUGGAAUUUGUACCACAGCCAGUAACCCUGGACAUUUUAACCGUGCUAAUGGCCGACGUCCAGGACUACAUUAUGGCACAGCAACCCCAGAGGUCACCAUCCAGGGCGGAAUCCAUCGUCAACUCAUUCUGCCCUCCAACAAAGCAGAAAAUACCGUACCAGGCAUUUAAAACAUUCUGCGAGGAGAAGGAUGAGAUAGACGGAUAUCUGCAGGAUUUCGAGAGGCUAUGCGACCUGCACGACCUGGAACCGACCAUGUGGGUACCCUUACUGGCAGGCAAGUUGGCAGGACGAGCAGCAGAGGCUUACCGCGCUGUACCCAGAGAGGACAGCAAAGACUACUUUAAAGUAAAAAGAGCAAUCCUAGAAAGAUAUGCCAUAACCCCAGAGGCAUACCGACGGAAAUUUCGGGGAUUGAAAAAACCCGACAGAGAUUCCCACGCAGAAUGGGCGCAUAAGCUGGACCAAGCUUCACAAGGGUGGAUUCAGGCAAGUCAAGCCACCACCAUGGAGGAACUGCGCCAACUCAUCUUGCUGGAGCAAUUCUUCAACGGUCUGUCACCAGAGGCACAGGAGUGGGUAAGGGACCGAAAACCUCUCAACCUCACAGCAGCCGCCCGAUUGGCAGACGAACACUUUGACGCCCGGAGACACCAUGGGCUCACCAACAGGGGUCCCCUGAGACCGCCAAUACAACAGCACCCAGCCAGCUCCACACCCGCCAACUCUACCCCCUUCAGGCCACCACCAGGAAACCCCCCACCGCCAGCCCGCUACAAUGGCAGGGCCAACAUACAAUGCCAUACCUGCCGGCAGUGGGGGCAUAUGUCUCGGGAGUGCACCCAGAAUCGUAGCAGGCAGGCGUGGAACCAGGUACGGCAGAAUUCCGCCCCCAGGGCGGCGGCCCAUUUCUACCACGCAGAACCUGACCAUUCGGAGCUGACAAGUGUACCAACCGAGGAACCAUUGGGGGUUCUGUACGAGGUAAUGUCUGUGCAAGCCACGGACAACCGGCAGCAUCACCGCCAAGUUGUAUUUGUGGGAGGGAAAGAAGUGCAGGGGCUGCGGGACUCGGGAGCCACCUUAACCUUAGUGGCCCCCCAUCUAAUCCCGGAUACGGCCCACACUGGCGGAUCAGUGGCAGUUCGGGUAGCAGGGGGAGCCAUGUACCGGUUACCCACGGCCAAGGUGCAUUUGAAUUGGGGUGCUGGGGAGGGGGUUGUGGAAGUGGCCAUAAUGAAAAAGCUACCGGCCGAUGUUGUUUUGGGGAAUGACUUGGGCCAGAUGACUUCUGCUUUUCUACCCCAGGCCCCGUCACAAGAGGCGCAUCCGGUAACCACCCGGCAACAGGCUCGCACCACGGCAUUCCCCGCACACUCUGAGGCUCAGGUAAGAAAUCAUGACCCCCCCUUGACAGGCAUGACUUGGGACACCCCGUCCACGUUCGAAGUAGAGGUACAGACCGACCCCACACUGCAGGUAUACCGGGAUAGGGUAGAUACGGACCAGGUGGGGCGGGAGGGAGAACAGUACAGGUGGGAGAAGAAGUUACUAUACCGGGUGGCGGAAAGGGCGAUAGGCAACUCUGUGACGCUCCAAACUAAGCAGUUAGUAGUGCCCCAGAAGUAUAGGCAGGAGUUACUAAGAAUCGCCCAUGAUAUCCCUCUGUCUGGCCAUCUAGGGAUGACCCGGACCCGGUAUCGCUUAACGCACGCAUUCUUUUGGCCCGGGAUUUCUAAAGACGUGAGGCAAUACUGUACCUCCUGUGAUGUGUGCCAGAGGGUAGGCAAGAGGGGGGACCGCCACAAGGCAAAACUGUGUCCCCUACCUAUCAUUGAGGAACCAUUCAGCCGUGUGGCAGUGGAUAUAGUAGGGCCACUACCAAAACCCAGCCCUUCUGGGAAACGGUAUAUCCUGACCGUGGUGGAUUACGCCACCCGGUACCCCGAGGCGAUUGCCCUAACUAAUAUACACGCCGAGACCGUAGCUGAAGCCUUGAUGAAAAUAUUCUCCCGAGUAGGGUUCCCACAGGAAAUGGUCUCCGAUAGGGGGACGCAAUUCACGGCUGAGGUUACUCAGCAAUUAUGGAGGAUAUGUGGCAUUAAGCCGAUCAUUAACUCCGCCUACCACCCGCAAUCCAAUGGAUUAUGUGAGAGAUUCAACGGUACCCUAAAACAGAUGCUCCGGACAUUCGGAGAGACCCAUAAGGACUGGGAACGAUUCCUUCCCCAUCUGUUGUUUGCAUACAGAGAGGUACCCCAAGAGUCCACAGGUUUCUCCCCAUUUGAGCUAUUGUUUGGGAGAAGAGUCCGGGGGCCGUUGGAUCUCAUUAGAGAGCAUUGGGAGGGGGAGAGUAGCGCAGAUGGGACCCCAAUUGUACCCUACGUGCUGGCGUUCCGGGAUCGCCUGGAGGAAUUGACCCAGGCAGUGCGCACCAACCUCCAGGCCGCCCAACAACGCCAGCGUCGUUGGUAUGACAAGGGGGCCAGAGAUCCGGAGUAGGGAAUAGACGCAUGCUCCAUGUGAACAUGCUCAAACCCUACCACGAGCGGACGGAGGACGUGGCAGCUAUUUGCACGCCCGCCUCCGAAGAUCAGGAGAACCUGCCCCUUCCAGAUCUGUUAGAGCAGGAGGAGCAGAAGGAACCCUCCCAGGGGGUUCAACUGGGGGAGCGGCUAAGUCCUCAAGAGCGUAUCCAGGUACAAGAACUGAUAGCAGCAAAGGGCGCCGCCUUUUCUAACCUACCUGGGUACACUCCACUAGCCACCCACCGAGUAGAAACUCCCAUAUCGGAUUCCCGAAUCCGUGCGGGAACAUAUGAGGAAAGAAAUUGACGAGAUGUUGCAGUUGGGGGUUAUUGAGCACUCCGAUAGCCCCUGGGCAUCGCCGGUAGUCCUGGUUCCCAAGAAAGAUGGUACCACCCGGUUCUGCGUGGACUACCGGAGGUUGAACGACAAAACUGUGUCGGACGCCUACCCGAUGCCUCGGAUAGACGAACUGCUUGAUAAAAUGGCCAGGGGUCAGUAUCUCACUACCAUAGAUUUGUGUAAGGGAUACUGGCAAAUUCCACUAGCCGAGGACGCCAUCCCUAAGUCGGCGUUUGUCACCCCGUUUGGCUUGUACCAAUUUCGAGUCAUGCCAUUCGGGAUGAAGAACGCCCCCGCGACCUUCCAGCGGAUGGUGGAUCGGCUACUGGACGGGUUCCAGGACUAUGCGUGUGCAUAUCUGGACGAUAUUGCCAUAUAUAGUCCGACCUGGUCGGAGCACCUACAACACAUAGGGGCCGUAAUAGAUAGGAUUCAGGAGGCAGGGCUUACCUUGAAGCCCAGCAAAUGCCACAUAGGGAUGGCAGAGGUCCAGUACUUAGGACACCGGGUGGGUAGCGGGCAGCAGAAGCCUGAGCCCGCAAAGAUUGAAGCUGUAGCCCAGUGGCCUACUCCUAGGACCAAAACCCAAGUCCUGGCUUUCUUAGGUACCGCAGGGUACUACAGAAAAUUUGUACCCAACUACAGUGCCCUGGCCAAACCCCUGACAGAUCUGACGAAGAAAAAACCUGCCCCGGCAGGUCGUCUGGGCCCCAGAGUGUGAACAGGCAUUCAAUCAGCUGAAGACGGCUCUGACCAAUGCCCCUGUACUGGCAGCUCCCGAUCCAACUAAACGUUUUCUUGUUCACACAGACGCCUCAAUGUUUGGAUUGGGAGCAGUACUGAGCCAGGUCAGAGCCGAUGGCGGAGAACACCCCGUAGCGUACUUGAGUCGGAAAUUGUUACCCCGAGAGGUGAGCUACGCCGCCAUAGAAAAAGAAUGCCUGGCCGUGGUGUGGGCCCUGAAAAAGUUACAGCCAUAUCUCUAUGGGCAACCCUUUUCUUUGCUCACAGAUCACAACCCGUUGGUGUGGCUAAACCGUGUGGCUGGAGACAAUGCCAGGCUGCUGCGCUGGAGUUUAGCGCUGCAGCCCUUUGACUUUACAAUUCACUACCGCCCAGGGAAACAAAACGGUAAUGCCGACGGGUUGUCCCGACAAACAGACCUUGAGAAAUGAUCUGUGAGCACUCCUCCGGACAUCCCCAAGCCGAUCCGUUGGGAUCAGACUGUGUAUGCCGGCUUGGUUCUGGGGGAGCAUUGGGGCAAACCUAGCCACUUGGACAAUAACUAGAGACUGGGCCUUUAAGGGUUGCCAAUAGGUCGGGCGAGAUAUGCGCUUUAUACUUAUGUAUAUGUUAAUGUAUUUUCUGUGUUACCUGUACUGCUGUUUCCGCCGAAUGCAAAUGGCGGUUUUGUAUGGGGAUUUUCCUUCGUUUCACGAACGGCACUUUAGAAAGCCGUUCGUGAACCGAACGCGAUACCCUCAAAUAGCCCACACACUUAGAGGCGUGUGGCGCUAGUUAACCGAUUGCAACAUUGUUGCAAUCGGUUAUUAGAGGCUCUCCUGGGUGGCCGUCGUUCGACUACCGACCAUGCGGCGGUCGGCCAUCUUGGAUCCCUUGUUCGUCAGCGGGUCCGUGUCGUCGAACGCAUACCAUUACCAAUGGUUAUUCGACGGCACGAACACCGCUGAGCCUCCCAGACGUUCGGGAGUUUCAGGACCAGGUUCACGAAAAGCAAUCGGUCCUUUUUGUGGGUUUUGGAAGAAAUGUGUUUUCUGUGCGGCGUUCGGUUAUUUUGGCUGGGAUCUGAGCGGCAAUCUCACGAAUGAUGCGCCCAGACCCCAGCUAACUACCGAACGUCCAUUCGUGUAAAUCCACCGUAUAUUUUAAAAGUUAUGUAUUUUUAUAUGAAUUGCCAGUUCUGCUGCACGAGGGGAUAAUCCCCUUUACGGUGCAUUCUGGGAGGAUGAUCCCUCUCGUGCAGCAGUGCCUGAUGGGAGAAAUAUGUUAUACUGUAAGUCCCCCAUGUAGUCCCCUCUGGGAGUGCCCCUGGGAAAGGACUCAGGAAACCCCUUGCAUGGGGACUUGUAUAAAUUGUCGUGCCGAUUAAAGGAUUGUCAGUUGACUCCCAAAACUGUGUCUCGUCCGGUUAUUGGGAGGUUGGGGAUAUUGCCUUGGUGUUUUCAGCGCUUGACUGUGGAUUCGUUUCUGGACCAGCGGAUUUCGUGGAUUUUAUAUUGGCGUUCCGCUACAAUGACAUGUCACAUAUGUCAUGUGUGCUUAAGGGGUUAAAGGUUGACUAUCCCUGCUUUAACCCUUUUCUGUUUUAAAAAAACAUAGAAGCAAAUAAAACAGGUUUUAUGUGUGUACAUUUUUGCCAAAUGAAAUGUUGUGUUGCCAUGUUUUCACCAAAACUAACUGCUUGUAUAUCUUUGUGGUUUUUUUUAGAUUCUGGUAACCUCCUGAGUAAUAAUCUUUCACGUAAGGUCAGAGUGCUCUGCUGGAUAAUCACUGCACCUGUCAACUUGGAUAUCAAAACUAUACAUUUGAAGCAUUCCUGGACUCGUCAUUGUAAUACAACUCCAUGUAUGAGUUCUGUCAGCAAUGAGAGUUUCCCAACAAUUGGUUUGGGAACCAAGGAAGGAAGGGAUCAGUUGUACUGAAAGACAAUCCAAGCUUUUCAGUAUGUGCACAAGCACUACUAUGACCAAGCUGACUGGUUCCUCAAAGCAGAUGAUGAAACAUAUGUAGUGCUGGAAAAUUUACAUUGGAUGCUGCCAAAUUAUUCCUCUAAUCAGUCAAUCUACUUUGGCAAGCGUUUCAAACCCUUUGCCAAGCAAGGCUACAUGAGCGGAGGAGCUGGUUAUGUACUCAGCAAAGAAGCCCUUAAUCGAUUUGUGGAAGGAUUUAAUAAAGGGAACUGCACACACACAACUUCCGUUGAGGAUCUAGCUCUGGGCCAGUGUAUGGAGAGGAUGGGAGUAAUAGCUGGUGACUCCAGGGAUACUGAAAAAAGAGAGACCUUCCAUCCAUUUACACAACAGCAUCACAUAACACAGCACUUUACAAAAAAAAAUUGGUACUGGACACAUUGUCUCUACCCUAUUGUUGAGGCAAGUAACUUAAGUUACCUAAUUUACCAGUAUUAAUUAUAGUAAUAAUAAUUUUAUUAUUUCAGUUUUUUUUUUUAUAUUCUCUCUCUCUCUCUCAUAUAUAAUAUAUAAUUUAUAUAUUAUAAAAAAAUUAUUUUCUCACCCCUCUUGGGUGGUAUGUUUAUUCCUCAUUCUCGGGUCCUCUACCAGUAUUUGCGCAGUAUCUUAGCUGUUCCUAGAACUGCACUCUUCUAUACAGCGAUCUCAGACCUAGAAUCCUUUGAAGCCACUCCUCAACUUGGGAGUCAUAGCCCCGAGUGCUCCUAUCACAACUGGGACUACUACUGUCUUCACUUUCCACAUCCUUUCUAGUUUUUCUUUCAGUCCUCGGUAUUUGUCCACUUUCUCAUGUUCCUUCUUCCUGAUGUUAUAAUCACUUGGUAUUGCCACAUCCACCACAACUGCAGUCAUGCAUUCCUUGUCUACCACUACAAUGUCUGGUUGGUAUAUAAAUAUACAUAUAUAUCUCUAUCUUAAAAGAUUUGUGGUGGGUAAAAAAGUAUGGAUGAAAACCCCUUCCACCUGAAAUAAGUAGAUGGUUAAUACAUUGCUAAACACAAAUACACACCAGUCAAGCCAUUAGACUUGCUUUUCCCACAUAAAUCUUACUUUAACAGUGCUCUCACUACUGCAAGGGAUUCGGGAUAGGCAUAUUAAAAUGAGCGCAACAAAGAAGCUAAUUUUUGCCUCAAUUCCACUUUAUUAUUAUUAUUAUUGCCAUUUAUAUAGUGCCAACAGAUUCCAUAGCACUUUAUAAUAUUAUGAGAGGGGAUUUAACUAUAAAUAGGACAAUAAAAAAUAAAAAUAAAAACUUACAGGCACGAUAGGUUGGAGAGGACCCUGCUCAAAUGAGCUUACAAUCUAUAGGAGGUGGGGUGUAAAACACAAUAGGACAGGAAAUAUCAAAUAGGGUGGGAUUAAAGCAGAGCUGGAGGAGAGAGUAGAGUGCUGCCGUUUAGGAGAGCGCAAGAGACAGGUAUGUGAGGUAGAGGUUAGUCUGGGAGGCCAUAAGCUUUCCUAAAGAGAUGAGUUUUAAGGGCACUUCUUAAAAGAUGCAAGACUAGGGGAGAGUCUGAUGGUGGUAGGCAGGCUAUUCCAUAGGAAGGGAGCUGCCCGCAAGCAGUCCUGCAAGCGUGAGUUGGCCGUAUGGGUGCAAACAACAGACAGAAGGUAGUCACAGGCAGAGCGGAGAGACCAAGAAGGGACAUACUUAUGGAUCUGUGAAGAGAUAUAGAAUGGGCAAGAGUUGUUCAGUGCUUUAUAGGUGUGAAUUAGUACCUUGAAUUGACUCCUAUAGCAUACAGGAAGCCAAUGUAAGGACUGACAGAGGGGUGAGGUGUGAGAGAACCGAAUAGAGAGGAAAACCAGUCUGGCGGCAGCGUUCAUUAUGGACUGUAGCGGUGUUGUACGGCUUUUGGGAAGACCAAUAAGGAGAGGGUUACAAUAAUCAAUGCGGGAAAUUACUAGGGCAUGGACAAGCUCCUCGGUAGAUUCUUGUGUAAGAAAGGGGCGGAUGCGAGCCAUGUUUUUAAGAUGAAAUCUACAGGAUUUGGCAACAUACUGAAUGUGAGGCUCAAAGGUGAGGCCAGAAUCAAGUAUGACACCAAGACAACACUAUUAAACUCUACAUAACUGGAUUAUACAUGGAUUCCUUGGAGUAUGUGUCUGCUGUAUACAACAGCUUUGAAACACAUCUCAGGAAGAGGAGCAGAGCCAGUGAACCACUCAUGGACAGCUGUUUCGUUAUUAAUGCAACUCAUCAGCAACUAACCUCAUGUAGUGAAUUGCUUGGAUGACUUGCAAUCGUUUGUCAGUAGUGAUCCAGGGUUUUACCUGGACACAAGUCGUUAUCUGUGGGAUAUGGUUUGUUUUGUUUUUGUGUGUCUUACUAUAGGUAUUUAAUGAUCUGUGAUUUUAAUGAAAUUGCAAUAUGCUUGGCCUGGCAAUGAUUCUAUAGUAGAAAACCAUAAAAUGCAAUAUAUAUGGCUGCUUUUAUUACUGAAUUAGUAUGGGCUUAGUAGUAGUGGGGUGGUCUGUGCGUUGAAUGUUUGAAUGGGGUAUGUAUCUAAGGAAAAGGAAGUCAGAGAUAAGCCUUUAAUUCUCAGUGUGUUGGAUUAGCCUGUCUGUGCCAAUUGUUUUCUGUGUGUCAGUACUUGAUUUAGUCAGAGCCUGCGCUUCCAUCAGGCCACAUAGGCAGUGACCUAGGGUGCCUGUGCAUACAACACAUACAACUCAUACUCCCCAUGGGGUUAAAUGUUAUAUACCUUUCUGCUUUCACUUUAUCACACUGCAUAUCCAGAAUGGGCUGUAGCAUCUUUCCAAAUUACAGGGGAUUGAUUUGUUAAGAAGGGAAUGAACAUUUACUCGUCAUUCCAGUUGUUUAUGGACUCAUGCCACAUGAUUAAGUCAGCUUGAGAUUUUAUGAAAUAAAGUAGUGUUUCAGGCACUCAAGGUGAUAGCCAAAAAGGCAGUUUUAUUGGAGCAAACAAGCAGCAACGUUUUGACCCAAGCGUGUUUAAGUGACUAUACUAUUGUCAUCAAGAAGAUUGGGAAAAAGACAGAAUAGCCUGGAAAUCAAUGAAUGUUCUUGUGGAAUCAUAUGCAUGGCAUAGUUUAGAGAACCAGGGAGAGACUAAAGGUCUUUGCAUGUGUAUGAACCUAGCAAUAUGAAUCUGUCUAAUUCCUGCCAUAUUUCCUUUCAUCAGGGAGAGGUGACUUAAAUAUGUGUGUGUGUGUGUGUGUGUGUGUGUGUGUGUGUGUGUGUUUGUAUGUAUGUGUCUGUGUGCCUGCCUGUCUGUUUGUAUGUAUGUGUCUUUGCAUGUAUUUCUUGUGUGUCUGUCUAUCUGUCUGUAUGUAUGUGUCUUUGUAUGAAUGUUUGUCUGUAUGUGUGUGUCUGUCUGUAUGCAUGUGUGUGUCUGUCUGUAUGUGACUUUGUAUGUAUGUGUGUCGUGUGUGUGUGUGUGCAUGUGUCUGUGUGCCUGUCUGUCUGUCUGUUUGUAUGUAUGUCUUUGUAUGUAAGUGUCAUGUGUGUAUGUAUGUGUCUGGUGUAUCUGUCUGUCUGUAUGUGGGUGUGUCUGUCGGGGGACAGUUAGAGGGGGGGAGAAGGAGGGGGCCCAUGGAUCAGUUUCGCACCGGGGCCCCAUGGGUUAUGUGUACGCCACUGCUUGUGGCUAUACCAAUUGGAUUUGUUCACCAACAAGAUAAAGGGUAAUGAUUAAAAGGACCCAGCAUGAAACCAUCCUCAAUUUAUUUUUGUGUUUGGAUCAGGUUUGGGGUUGGAGUGAUUGUAUUGGAGUUCGAUGCUCCAGUAUAAGAAGCUUUUAAUUAAGUCAGUCUUUUUUUUUAUUGAAUGGAUUGAUGACAGAAUAGUUGUCAUCAUUUUGUGCAUCGCUGUAAUGCUGUCUGAGUUGUUCCCCUGUGAGCUGGUACCAGGCCUGGGUGUGUGUGAUUAAGAGGUAUACAGCCUAUAACGUUCAGCUCUCCCUGCUGUAGCUGGAGUUCUGCUGAAAUUUUCUGGAUGGUCCAUGACCUAAAGGAACAAGUUGUAGAAGGUUCUUGAAUCUCUUCAGGGGUACUUGGUCUAACAGGGGUGCCACAUCUUGCUGGAGUCCUGGGGAGAGACAACAAGUCACCUUGUUCCAAAAAAUGAAUAGAUAAAUAUACAUCAGAUAGUAGUAUGUAUAAUAGAAGUAAAAAAAUAGACCAAACCCUUUCCCUUUUUUCCUUAUGAUAUUAGAGUGAAACUAGUCUUCUAACUAAUGCCUUAUGCAAAAUGAAAGCCCUGUUUGUCCUGAACACAAUAAUAUAUAAUAAGUGUGGGUGUAUUUUCUAUGAAAGAGGGAAAUUAUGGUUUUGCUUUGAUUACAACUUGUACAAUUGCCUCCUUCCUUAAGGGGUUAAGUGGAUUCAUGUUUAAGUGACAUGUUUGUCACUUGUUAGUUUGAAGUUUGCCUAUAAGGUUCAACCAAUGGGAUGUGGAUGCACGUUAUACAAUUAAUGAAGUAAAUGUGUUUGCAAUUUCACUUUUAUUCAUGGUUAAUGGUGUGCCUUACAUAUAUGGAUUGUGUUAGUGUGGUGUUCGCUUGAUAAAGGCCUCAUUGCAGGUCGAAACAUUGCUGUUUAUGUUCUGAUUUUUCAAAUAAAUCUGUUACCUUUUGUACCUUGAGUGACUGGAUCACAUUGCUUUUUCCAUUUAUGUAUGGGGUCUGCCAGUCCAGUUGUGCACCUAGUGGUGUACCUGAGAUGAGUGUAGAUGCUUUCCUUCCGGUUGAAAAUGAACGCUACGUUUUGAACUUUACUGGUAAAACAGGAUUUAGAGCACAACAGAACAAAAAACUACAACAGAGUCAGGUGAUCAGAGAGAACAGAAAACCAAAUAUAUACUAUAUUCUAUAGAAUGCUAAAUACAACCAUACAUCUCCAACUAAGUACUUGCUGUUCUAAAGCUGACCAUACAUAAACAACCAUAAACCUCCAUUCUGAAAUCAUACUCCCUACAAUAUACUUUAUACUUGUACAAUAUACUAAAUUAUACAAACUUAAACAAACUACAAAACAUUUUCCAUUAUGAUAACUAUAUAUACUCACCUUGUAAUUGCUUUUCAUAAUUGUAUUUUUUAUUUCAAUAGACUACCAUAGAGAUAUAUAACAAGGCACUAUAUUAGGUUGUGCAUUGGCAUACCAGACACACCUAGAGCAUAUGGCAAUCAUUAACAACACUAUAUAUAGCAUUGCAUUAAAGUACAUGCUAAUCAAAUGUAAUGAAUGAAUUCAUUCACAGCUUCAUUUAAUAAUUACAUUUAGACAGAAUGCUAUGGGAGAGGCAGGGUAAACAUAGAAGGAGGGCUUGCUCCGUUUAUGCAUCCCAUAAAGGGAAGAUGGAUGGAUGAAUUAAUGAAUGGAUGAAUAAACAGAUAGAUGACACAAUCACAGAGUACAUUAAGUCUAAUUGUAUUAUAUCUAUUUACUUAUUGAUGACUAACUAACCCUGCUGCCAAACAUGGUACAUUUCUUUGUAUAGGAUCACUAUAUAAGAAACAGUAAACACUCUGUAUUUACUUUAAAGUUUUUUCCAGGCUAUUUUAAAACAAAGUUGAAGCAUUUUAACAGUUUUAAACAAUAAUACACCCUACACUGUAUUAUUGUUACUUUGUUCUUCAAAUUGAUAUUAGCUGCAAAUUAAUAUGAAAAAUCAACCCUUGUUUUCUUGUAUUUUUUUACAGGGUCUCCAAUGCUGCUCAGAUUUGGCUCUCUCAUUUCAUUACGUGAAUGCUAAAUUAAUGCACACGUUGGAAUAUUUUACCUAUCACCUUAGGCCUUACGGAUACCAAUAUCGCUACCAUCCGCCAUUACCAGAGAAUGCAAAACAACUACUAGAUUAA
Molecule: messenger RNA, 17616 nt
Organism: Pelobates cultripes (western spadefoot toad)
Lineage: Eukaryota; Metazoa; Chordata; Amphibia; Anura; Pelobatidae
Source: the annotation of a GenBank genome assembly